Molecule: messenger RNA, 2194 nt
Organism: Melanotaenia boesemani (Boeseman's rainbowfish)
Lineage: Eukaryota; Metazoa; Chordata; Actinopteri; Atheriniformes; Melanotaeniidae
Exons: 5
Coding region: 236-2194 (652 amino acids)
Source: RefSeq, a predicted model, not a curated record
CAGCUGCAGCGUGUUGCCGGGCAACUACAGAUUCCCGUGCCAUAAAAACCAACCACGGAUUAUUACGGUUUAAAGUUAGGGAUAGUUUCAGUGGCUUAUUAACCUUCGCAGCUGUAACUUCUGCACACCUGGUGGUUGACGUUACUCGUUAGCGGGGCUUAGUAGUCUAAACUUUCAGUUAUCUGUAACUGCAGGGGGCGCAGUGUUGUCACAAACUGAUGAAAAUCAAUAAAGCAUGAGCCGCAUGUGUGACAAGAAUUCAUCAGAAAAAGUACUACAUGUUUCAAACAAGCAGUCAAAACCAACAGAUGAAACAUUUUGUUCAGCCAAAAAAUUGACUGCAGGCCCCAUUUGUAAUGAGACAGAUGGGCAUUGCAAAAGAAAACGUCUAAAGACCCGCAAGGAGAGGAGUCAGGUUAGAGGUGGUUGGAAAGACACCUCAAGGACCAAAUAUCACCAUCACUGCCACUGCCAAAUCAGGAAAGACAUGGCUUAUUUCCAGAACAGCUGUCAAAGGACAUCAAAGAAAACUGCACCAAUUUCAAGUGCUGUCGCUGUUGCACAGGAGCCCAGUAUCAUCACAGACAACCGCCUGAUUGGACACCAUGGCCUGUUCAACCAUGAGGUGAAGUCCAUUGAUAUUGAACGUCUGUUAAGUGAGCAAAGCAAAUACGAUAAAAGUAGACAACAAGUGAAAGAAAAACCCAAUAAUACCUCACACCUGUCCUCUUCGUCUCAUAUUCAUGCUCAGCUCUCCAGUGAUGGCUUGUUGGCAGUUGAUGUUGAUGAUGUGCAGUUUAAAAAGAAAGCAGACCCUGCUGCAAAGAGCCAUGGUGGCUGCCAAGAGGCAGAAGAGAAGAACCUUCAACUGAAUAAACAGGGAUCCGAUAUUACACCAGGACAGAGACCACAGCAACAUCUGGACCUUUCUUCUGGAAGUUUUAAAAGCAUCCUGUCAUCUAAACACAGCUCAAACAGCGUAGAAAUAACCAAAACCAAGAACACCAACCAUGUGGUAUCUAAAACGCACACUCAGUCACAGCUGACUCCUUUUGAUGAGAAGGACAAUGCAAAGACCUCAAACAUUAACGCGAAGAGACACAUGACUUCUGCUACGGACCAACCCCAUAAGAACAAAGAUCAUCAGGCUCAGCGAGAUGGUUUCAACCCAAACCCACUUCAAGUCUCCAGCUCAUCUACUGCAGACAGCGGUGACAUACAGCACAAAAGACAAGAUCCUGCAUGUGCAUCAAAGUCUGUCACUGCAGUGGCAACAGGCUUGUGUGAGUCUUUGUAUUUCCCUCUUCUGAAAAAGAGAAACCUUGUGUCAGAGAUCAGGGAGGUGCUGCUCAAGUCCCUGCAGGAGAAGCAAGGGCCCUUGCUUCAAGCAAACCUCCUUGAGGUGCAGAAAUGUAUUAGAUUUGGUAUACAUCCUGCACAGGCUGUCCGAAACCAGGAGCCAGUCAUGAUGGAAGAAGAUGUGCUUUUGUCUACAGGUAAACUUUACGAUGCACCUCCCAGAAAUAGACAUUUUGACUGGAAGUCCACUCCACAGCUGCACCAAAGUCUACAACAGACUACUGAGUGGCUGGAAAACCCUGUGGAUGAACUACUCAGACCAGAUGUCUCUCCUGAAUUGUACUUGGACUUUGAGUCGUCUAAGGCUUCACCGUGUCAUUUUUUUGUUCGCUCUCCCACCUUGUGCAGUGGAGGAAGAGCCUCAGCUUUUGAUCACUGGGAAAAAAGUCUCAAAAAAUCAAAGAGUAAAGAGUCAGUUCUAUUUGAUUCCUUUAAAAACAGCUUUAUUGACAACACUGCAGAAAUCGAAGAGAGUAGUUUUGGGCGACAGUACCAUUACAAUAACAUUCAGCCAUUCUUUCCCUACCAAGCAGAGUUCCAAGAUGGAUAUUCAGCAGUGGGAAAGCACCUUGUCAAGGAGCAAGACGCAUUUGUAGCUGACAGAUACUCUUUGGCUCCCUCUUACCCUGCCCAAAUUUACCAACCUCCUCAAAGCAGUUACAUCCAGCCUUUCAGCCAAUACAGUCAACCUUUAGCUUUCCCAACCCUCAGGUCCCAUCACAUUGAUAUGAUGCAUUACCCACCAUCCCACAUGCUUGACAGAAGCCCAGCACCUGCACCUUCUUCCUUCCCGAGCCCUGAGCAGUGGUCCUUCCCUCGUAUGAGACUGUACUAA